AUGCGGCUUUUGGCAGGAUUUGGUACGAUGGCUUUCGCUGCAGGUGAGACAUACCGUGGUGUCACCAAUGUGGUGUUUGACGAUGUCAACCCAGCUUUUGGGAUCCUUCGAGGGCACAUAAGUUGGACACCUCCAUCCGACAUGACAGAUGUUGACGGCUACCGGCUUCUGAUCACGACGAGUGCUGACGGCGGGAUUGUCGAGGGUGGGACUCCGGAUCUUACGAGGUUUCGAGAACUGGAGCAUCCAGGCCUCGGGGGAUUUCUUCCUCGAACUUACACCAACUUCACGCUUGCAGACACUCGGCGCCAGGCCCUGAUUUCUAUCCCUGGCAUCACGCCCCCACGCUACCUGCAAGUUUACACCAUCAUCGAUGGACAGUGGCAAUACGCUUCUGAGCUUGCGCCUUCUGCCAUCAUCCCGAUCUAUGACAGCGGCGGGAGCUUUUCCACCCUCCCAUUUGAGACGCAGCACGUGGUGUUUGCAGACGCAGAUCCUCGCUGUGGGUACGUUGGAGGAGGCCUUUCGUUCGUGGUCCCCUCCGAUGCUGACUUCACUUACAUCAGCUCCUGGAGAGUUUAUUUUGCAGAGGAUUCCAUGGGCACGAAUCCGACAUCCGCCGUAGAGCUGCCGGUCGCACUCAGCAACUUCAUCAAUGUUUCUGACUACAUCGGGUCUCGGUCAGUGCUAAUUAUUGCCGGCGCCACUGACACUGGAGACAUCAGGCUGCCCAUAGCCAUAGAUGAGGCAUGCAAUAACACGACAAUCACUCCAAGCUCCUCCCCUGGGUCUCCCCUCACGCCCCUCCAAAGGAGGCACCUCGGAGAGUCAAACGCGACGAUCGCCGCCGUUCCCCAGGUUGAGUGGCUCUUGGCCUCUGGAGUUGCUCCGCCUGAGCGGUCCAGCCAAGCGUCUGCCGUGGAUGAUGGCCGAUUCUGGGUUUUCGGAGGAGCCGAAUACGAGGGCAGGGCCACGAGUGACACGACGAACGACUUGUGGUACUUCGGUUCUGAGCUCCAGAGCUCCACCACGACCAUCACGAUAACUACCAGUCUGUCAAGCACGACUUGGGUGGACGCUGUUGCAUGGUUCCAGGUCGAAUCCGGUCCCGCUGAGCGGUACAGCCAUGCGUCCGCCAUGGAGGGCGGCCGAUUCUGGGUGUUCGGAGGCACCGACCAUUCGGGCAGGGAGAAGAGUGACCUCUGGCACUACACCGUUGAGGCCGCCUGGACGCUGGUGGAUGCUGGCUCCGGGCCCUCCGCGCGUUGGCUGCACUCCGCUGCCGCGGCCGCAGGGCGCUUCUGGAUCUUCGGAGGCUUUCAGCAGCUCACCUUCUCGGUCUUUGGGGACCUGUGGUAUUUCGAAGAUCAGGCCUGGACGGAGGUGGCGCUCGGCUCGGGGCCCUCCCCGCGCUUUGGCCACGUCUCGGCCAUGGCGCUGAACCGCUUCUGGGUCUUCGGAGGGAACGACUUCCGUGUCGAGGGCCUCAAUGACCUCUGGUACUUCACGCCAGAUGUGGGCUGGACGAGCCUCCCUUCUUCGGGGACCUGGCCCUCGGCGCGCCAAGCCGGUGCCGCGGAAGCGGACUCUUCCGGGCGGUUCUGGAUCUUCGGAGGUGAGAACGCGCCCUUCAACGCGCCCUUCAUGCGCAAUGAUCUCUGGCACUACACGGUGGAGGCAAAUUGGACUCUGGUGGAUGCUGGCUCCGGCUUCGCACCCUCCGUGCGAGCCGGCUGCACUUCCGCCAUGGACGCGGCCGGACGCCUCUGGCUCUUCGGAGGUCAUGAUUACUUCGCGGUGCUCGACGAUCUCUGGUACUUUGCGGAGGCCUGGAUACAGGCUGACAGCCCUGGCCUUUGGCCUCCUGCACGAUUCGUGCAUUCCUCGGCCAUGGACGCCUCCGGCCGCUUUUGGCUCUUCGGAGGCCCUGAAGCCAGGAAAGUUGCCAUGAUGCGGAUGCGGUAA
Molecule: messenger RNA, 1965 nt
Organism: Symbiodinium necroappetens
Lineage: Eukaryota; Dinophyceae; Suessiales; Symbiodiniaceae
Source: the annotation of a GenBank genome assembly